AUACACAUCAGACGAAUUUCGUUAAUGCUCUUCUCUCUCCAUCUCUCUCUCUCUUCUCCCAUCUCCUUUCUGAAUUUGGGACCUCCUGAAUUACUCCUUCCCCACUACUCCUUUCUUCAACCAUCAGAUCCCCUCUCUCUCUCUUCCACAAUCCAAGAAAAAAGGUAGGAAAUGGGUGCUGCCACAAACGGUGUUGAUAUGGAGGAAGGGACGCUUGAGAUUGGAAUGGAGUACAGGACUGUAUCUGGAGUUGCUGGACCAUUGGUCAUCCUUGAAAAAGUCAAGGGACCCAAGUAUCAAGAAAUUGUCAACAUCCGUUUGGGAGAUGGAUCGACUAGACGUGGUCAAGUUCUUGAAGUAGAUGGGGAGAAAGCAGUUGUACAGGUGUUUGAAGGGACAUCUGGCAUUGAUAACAAGUAUACGACCGUACAGUUUACAGGAGAGGUCUUGAAAACUCCUGUCUCACUGGAUAUGCUUGGACGCAUAUUUAAUGGGUCUGGGAAACCCAUUGACAAUGGACCUCCCAUUUUACCCGAGGCUUACUUGGAUAUUUCUGGUAGUUCCAUCAACCCCAGUGAGAGAACCUAUCCCGAAGAGAUGAUACAGACAGGAAUUUCAACAAUUGAUGUCAUGAACUCAAUUGCUAGAGGACAGAAAAUUCCUCUAUUUUCGGCUGCUGGUCUUCCUCAUAAUGAAAUUGCUGCCCAAAUAUGUAGGCAGGCAGGUCUAGUGAAACGGUUGGAGAAAACUGAAGAUCUUCUUCAGCAUGACGGAGAGGACAACUUUGCCAUUGUAUUUGCUGCCAUGGGAGUUAACAUGGAAACAGCACAAUUUUUCAAGAGGGAUUUUGAGGAAAAUGGGUCAAUGGAAAGAGUUACCCUUUUCUUAAACCUGGCAAAUGAUCCUACCAUUGAACGUAUUAUUACUCCCCGAAUUGCACUGACUACUGCUGAAUAUUUGGCAUAUGAGUGUGGAAAGCACGUGCUCGUUAUACUAACAGACAUGAGUUCUUAUGCGGAUGCUCUUCGUGAGGUAUCUGCUGCAAGAGAAGAAGUUCCUGGAAGACGUGGUUAUCCUGGAUAUAUGUACACCGAUCUGGCAACCAUUUAUGAACGUGCAGGACGUAUUGAAGGGCGAAAGGGGUCCAUCACUCAAAUUCCAAUUUUAACCAUGCCAAAUGAUGAUAUUACACAUCCCACCCCGGAUCUUACUGGUUACAUUACAGAGGGCCAGAUAUACAUUGAUAGACAGCUUCAUAAUAGACAGAUCUACCCACCAAUCAAUGUGCUUCCAUCCUUGUCUCGUCUGAUGAAGAGUGCAAUUGGAGAAGGGAUGACUCGCAGGGAUCACUCUGAUGUCUCGAACCAGUUGUAUGCAAAUUAUGCUAUUGGGAAGGAUGUCCAAGCAAUGAAAGCAGUGGUGGGAGAAGAGGCGCUUUCUUCGGAGGAUCUGCUAUAUCUGGAAUUCCUAGACAAAUUUGAAAGGAAAUUUGUGGCACAGGGAGCCUACGAUACAAGGAACAUCUACCAGUCGCUUGAUCUAGCCUGGACUCUGCUUCGAAUCUUUCCUCGUGAGCUUCUUCAUCGUAUACCAGCUAAGACACUUGAUCAGUUCUACAAUCGGGAUGCAAGCAGCUGAAAUUUUUGAAGCUUUGACGUGUUUGGUGUUGGUGUUCCCCAAUGAUUGAUUUGUCUUCUUUUGCGUGUUUCUAUUGGGUAUUGCUUCGCCUCCUACUUCUGGCUUUAAAUAAAAGGAGCUGAAUCUCCUCUGAGUCAUUUUUUUUCUUCUUCUAGUUAAUAUUCUUUUAAUAUGAUCCAAACAGGGUUAUGGUAGAUCAUGUUAUUAAUUAUUAUUGUGUGCCUUUUCUUUGUGGGUUUUGUAAAAUCUUAUGUGAGUUUUCACUUCCCUAACAAAGAAAGAGUGGAUGGUUUUUCGGCUGGCUUUUAUUAUGUGAACCCUUUUCACUUUCAA
This is a messenger RNA of Impatiens glandulifera, 1971 nucleotides long. RefSeq names its product V-type proton ATPase subunit B1. The record is from RefSeq and is a predicted model, not a curated record. Gene Ontology annotation, biological process: ATP metabolic process; proton transmembrane transport. The transcript is spliced from 15 exons. The coding region runs from base 172 to 1638 and encodes 488 amino acids. Gene Ontology annotation, cellular component: proton-transporting V-type ATPase, V1 domain. Lineage: Eukaryota; Viridiplantae; Streptophyta; Magnoliopsida; Ericales; Balsaminaceae. Gene Ontology annotation, molecular function: ATP binding; proton-transporting ATPase activity, rotational mechanism.